Molecule: messenger RNA, 4322 nt
Organism: Hyla sarda
Lineage: Eukaryota; Metazoa; Chordata; Amphibia; Anura; Hylidae
Gene: VPS54
Product: VPS54 subunit of GARP complex
Exons: 23
Coding region: 294-3239 (981 amino acids)
Biological process (GO): retrograde transport, endosome to Golgi; Golgi to vacuole transport
Cellular component (GO): GARP complex
Molecular function (GO): syntaxin binding
Source: RefSeq, a predicted model, not a curated record
CUGACCGGGCAUGCUGGGAGUUGUAGUUUUGCAACAGCUGGAGGCACUCUGGCUGGGAAACACUGGUGUAUUCUAUCCCAUCCCGGUCUGUCGCCAGGUCGGUGUCAGCCUCUUCCUUCUGUCUCUCAGGAUCAGGCUCGAAGGCUGCAGCCAUUCAGGGCUCUCUCCUCCCCCGGUGUCUGACGCGUUGCAUGCCGGGCUCUGCUGCCGGUGUUCGGGGCUCUGGUCGCCCGGGAGAUGCUGCUGGACGAGCGGUGGCGCCUAGACCCACACAGCUGCUACAGCUUCUCUAGAUGUAUGCAAUGGCGUCAAGCCACAGCUCUUCAAUAGUGUCUCACUCUAACAGCAGCAAACCUGUGUACAGAAAAGGACUGGAACCCUCACAGCAGCUAGGACUGGUGCGCUCGCUUCCUGAUGUUUGCCCCAAAGAGCCUACAGGUGAUUCUAAAAGUAUGUGCGAUGAGCCGUCUGUAGUUGCCGAUCAGCACAAAUGGACGAUCUAUCAUUCCAAAGUGAACCUCCCGGCAGCAUUAAAUGACCCCCGAUUAGCAAAACGGGAGUCUGACUUCUUUACGAAGACAUGGGGCCAGGACUUUGUGGAAAUGGACGUCUUGCCCUCACCUUACCUCCUACCCAUCAACAAGGAACACUUAUCAUCUUACAUCCAGCAAACCAGUCUAAGAGAAAAAAAUCAUGAAAAGUGGAAGUCAAUAUGUCCUCCAAAAGAUGACUUUAACAGGCCGGCAUUUUCCCAUGGUAAUAAACCAAGGGCGGAUCUGGAUCAAGUACCUAAGAUCUUCAUGAAACCAGACUUUGCUUUGGAUGAUUCUUUAACAUUUAACGCAGUUCUACCAUGGUCCCAUUUCAGUAGUGCAAGUGGUAAAGGAAGCAGAGAUACUGCAUCGGCUAAGCUACUGCAGGAAAAGCUGAGCCACUAUUUGGAUGUUGUAGAGGUGAACAUUGCCCAUCAGAUUUCUUUACGCUCCGAAGCCUUUUUCCACGCUAUGACCUCCCAGCACGAGCUGCAGGACUACCUCAGGAAGACUUCCCAGGCUGUGAAGAUGCUGCGGGACAAGAUUUCUCAGAUAGACAGAGUAAUGUGCGAGGGAUCUCUACGAAUCCUGCGUCAGGCCAUGACGAGAAACAAUUGCAUUAAAGUGUACAAUAAACUGAAGCUAAUGGCUACUGUGCACCAGACUCAGCCUACGGUUCAGCUGCUGCUUUCAACCUCUGAAUACGUAGGGGCCCUGGACUUGAUAGCAACCACUCAAGAAGUUUUGCAGCAAGAACUUCAGGGUAUUCACAGUUUUCGGCACCUUGGGUCCCAACUGUGUGAACUGGAAAAGCUCAUUGAUAAAAUGAUCAUUGCGGAGUUUACAUCGUACGCCCGUUCUGACCUGAACAGACCUUUAGAGGAGGACUACCAAGUGAUAGAGGAGGAGAGACUGGUGUCGUUGGUCUUUGGACUCUUGAAGCAGCGGAAGCUGGACUUUUUUGAGAUCUAUGCCGAUGAAAUGAUGGCAACCGCGAAAAACAUCAUUAAACAGUGUGUGGUGAGCACAGUCUUUCAGAUUGAUGAGAUAGAUUCUGAACUUGUCACCAAGCUCGCUGAUCAGAUGCGGAUGAUGAACUUUUCCCAGUGGUUCGAUUUGCUGCAAAAUAUUUUUUCUAAAUUUACGAUUUUCCUUCGGCGAGUCAAGGCCACAAUCAACGUUAUUCGCAGUGUUGUGCUCAUGGUCUUGGAUAAGAACCAGCGGUUCAGAGAAACUGAGGUGAUGGCAGCUCAGAAAAGCCUGGCCAGAGACGGCAAUGUGGACAACAAUUUGGCUUACUUGACUCACGAAGGCUUGUUUAUAAGUGAUGCAUUCAGUGAAGGUGAGCACCCCCAUGCCGCUGCCAACACUAACUUUCAAAGGAAUGCAUCACCCAGCAGUAGCGAGCCCUCUGGCAGCGAUUCUGUAUCUGAUCCCGAAUGCACUACUGACUCCUCAUCCAGCAAAGAUCACACACUGCCUUCAGUAACCCCAGGGGGAAUAGAAAUAAUAAUGACCGAGGAUAUAAAAUUAACAGAUCUGGAACUUGGUAAAAUUGCAAACAAUAUACAGGAGCUUCUAUACAAUGCAUCUGACAUCUGUCACGACCGCUGUGUCAAGUUUCUGCUGGCAAGAGCCAAGGAUGGGUUUCUUGAAAAACUGAACUCUUCCGAGUUUGUGUCCUUGUCCCGAUCCGUCGAAGCGUUUGUCCAGGAUACAGAGAAAAUCUGCGGUAGAAAAAGCAUGUCUCUCCGAGGGGCUCUCCAGAGCCAGGCCAAUAAGUUUGUAAACCGUUUUCAUGAUGAACGGAAAACUAAACUCAGCCUUCUGCUGGAUAAUGAGCGCUGGAAGCAGGCCGACGUCCCCGCUGAAUUUCAGGACUUGGUUGACUCCAUAACAGAUGGCAAAAUAAUAUUACCUGAGAGGAAAUCUGGAUGUGUUGAGGAGCGGAAACCCUCUGACUUUCUUACUGUUGAUGGCCAGAAGUACGCUGUCGUUGGCACUGUCCUGAUUCUGAUCAGAAUAAUUCUGGAGUACUGCAGCUGCGUGGACGACAUCCCAUCAAUAACCACAGACAUGCUCACUCGCCUGUCAGAGCUGUUAAAGUACUUCAACUCGCGUAGCUGUCAGCUGGUUCUGGGAGCUGGGGCUCUUCAAGUCGUUGGAUUGAAGACAAUAACCACAAAAAACUUAGCAUUAUCCUCCCAGUGCCUGCAGCUUAUUGUACAUUACAUUCCUGUAAUAAGGGCACAUUUUGAGGCCCGAAUGCAGCCUAAGCAGUACAGCAUGCUUCGACAAUUUGACCACAUCACUAAGGACUACAAUGACCACAUAGCGGAAAUUUCGGCCAAACUGGUUUCCAUAAUGGAUUCCUUAUUUGAGAAACUUCUGUCAAAGUACGAGGUAAAAGCCCCUGUUCCCUCAAUGUGCUUUAGAAAUAUCUGCAAGCAAAUGGCUAAAAUGCACGAAGCUAUUUAUGAUCUACUGCCUGAGGAACAAACACAAAGUCUGUUCCUCCGAAUAAACACAAGCUGCAGACGUCACCUAAAAAAUCAGCUGUGUCACCUGAAUGUCAUAAAUGACGGAGGUCCCCAGCAUGGAAUGGUAGCAGCAGAUAUUGCCUUUUACACUGGAAAUGUCCAAGCUCUAAAGAGUCUUAAGGAUUUGGACCUAAAUAUGGGUGAAAUUUGGGAGCAGAAAAGGUGAUAUCUAACCAAAGGAGAGAAAAAAAAAAGACCUUGAUCUUUCAAGUAUGUGUACGAUUGGAAGUGUUAUACACAAGACCUUAAUGUAAAUUCCAAAGUGCAAGUCAGGGGCUGCAAGAUGGUGGUUUCCGGUAACUGGAUCCGGCCUGGCUGUCAGGGACGACCCGUAACUAUUCCUCUCAAUGAACAACUGAUGAACGAUUUACAGGGGAAAAAAAAAAACCUCUUUAUUUUUCAUUAAAAACAACCUCAGGUUUUUGUUUAUUUUUUGGACCAAAUCCAAACAAGUGCAUGGCUGCAACACAGCUCCCCUUAUGUCAGAUCGCCUGUAUUAAUAAGUAACAGGAUCCCCCUUUCUGCAAAAGACUUUCAAAGGCUUCUCUUGUAAUGUAUAACAAUGGUACAGAUUCCCUGAACACUACGUAUUGACAGAACCGUCACUGUAAUUUGUGAUUUCUCUAUUUAAGACAACGCUGGUUGUGUAUAUACAAAAGCUGGGCAUUUUAGCAGUGAAGAAAUCGGAAGGAAAAAGCUUUAAUGGUGGUUGGCGGCCGAGCAACUGCGGGAGUAAGUGAAGGUCCUUUGUUCACCUGCUUUAUUGUCUGUCCUCAAACUGGAUACUGGGUUUUCUAUUUCAAAGGCCCUGUUACUUGCCCUCUAAGCACAAUGGAGUAAUUGAUCCUUGAUGCACAGGGCAGGCUUCUCUGUGCCAGACUCUUCAUGCUCAAGUAAUAUGUGGCUCUCCAGGGUGAUGGCGGGAGGGCGAUCGCUCAGGAGCUGAGGGGCCACAGGUUGCCACAUCUCCUCUGUGUCUUGCACUGCUCCGGUAGAAUAACUCCAUAGUAAUGGUGCUUUGAUUAGCUGGUAUCCUUCAGAUAGCUUGGGGACAAUGCUAUUAAAUUGCUGGUAUUUUCAAUCAGUAUUUUUGUACAAUAUAUAUAUAUAUAUAUAUAUUUUUUUUUUUUGUUUGUUUUAAAUUAAGGUAUUUUUGCUCUUCCCUUACUCGGUGAGGGCGAAAGUAUUUAUUUUGCAGUAUCUGCUAUUGAUGUGGAUAUUUUCUGAUUGCAUUUUUAAGUAAAUUUCA